Trypanosoma cruzi is the source of this 2615-nucleotide messenger RNA. Its product is annotated as protein kinase, putative. The record is from RefSeq and is a predicted model, not a curated record. The annotation marks the transcript as partial. The transcript has a single exon. NCBI's taxonomy places the organism in Eukaryota, Euglenozoa, Kinetoplastea, Trypanosomatida, Trypanosomatidae.
AUGCGCUUUGCGGAAAGCGGUGCAUCGUCCAGGAGCUCUGCCCCUCUUCAUGGUGACGAUGACGGGCACGCAUCGAGGCCCGGCAGACACGUUAAUCAAAGUCGAGAGGAGGGGAGCGGGAUCUCUGAGGAUGCAUCUCCUAAGCGGCGGCCGUCAAGAGCACUGGAAACGAUGCAUCUAGCCAGAGCACGGAGACACAAUUGUGGGAUCCGUGACUCUAGCGGAAGCGACGUCGUUUUUCUUCAGACUUGUGAGUCGCACACGCGUCAGGGGCCACCGGUAAAGGCUGAUACAAAAAAAGAGUCUGCACAUGCCAGCGUCUCCGAGCUGCAGAAGACAGAGGACGUGGCGACGCGUGAAGGAGUUUCCGCGCCCUCACGUGGGGUUGCCUCGUCCAGCGCUGUUGUUUACCAAAAUGAGAAUUAUCUGGGAGUGGACAAAGUGUUCAGACUCUCGGACAACGCUGGCAAGGACGGUAGGAGUUCUAGAAUUAGUCGUCUGAGUGGGAAAGCUUCUUUGGCUGUUUGUGAUCGGUGGAGUGCAAUGGACAGUGCCGUUGCUGAGGGCGAGGUGCCAGUAUUGCCCAAGAAGACUAACUUGAAUGCCAAGUCGCAAGAAAUGCCUGAGAUUCGUAUGGCAGCUGCAUCGUUUCCUGGUGAGAUUCUCUCCCGCACGGAUUCUGCACAUCUUCGGAUACGGCACUCUCCCCCAUUGCGGAGCACGCUCACGCUUUCUCUCCGUUGCUGGGUGCUUUGCCCUCUCGUGGUGAUUUUAUUGUUGGUGGCCGCAGUUACGAUGUCGUUGUCGUUUGCAACGUCGAAAAGUAGCUCAGAAAGCGUCUUUUUGUCCCUGCAUGACGUGGUGUUGGACAACAUAGAGGAGUCCGUGGGGGAUUUGACGUUGACAAAGAUGGCACGCAUGGCGGUGUCGACAGGAAGCAUGUACUUUUCUAUGAACACCUUCCCCAACCCUCGGGCUGACAUACUGAUGCCGCUGGAAGGCGGCAUGAUGUCGCGUCUCUGUGCUGUUCUUCGCGACAUGGAUCCUGCUAAGAUGGUCUCUUCUCUCGGCGCCGUUUCGCUGACGAGACAACAGGCUGCCGUGUGCUUUAACUCUCGUUCACGCCCUGGCAACUUUUUGGGCACAGUGAGUCGCAAUGGUGUCAUUAAGGGCUUCUACCACGUUGACCCCGUGACACUGGAGUACAAAACCCCACUGGAACCCCUGGAAAAAGUUGAUCCCCCCAUGAGCAUCGAUGGCUUUACCAAAUCCCAGCGCUUCGAGAAGGUGGUCGAGAUAUGGAAGACUGCGGUGGAAAAGGGUGAGCCGAUGCUGUCAGAGCAAUAUUGGGUGACGCCGCGCCACCCGCCAAACUAUGUUGUGUUUGUCUACCCAUUCUUUGAGGUGUAUGAGGACGGCAGCACCGGUGUUGGCUACAUGUACUCAACGAUGUUCACGGAUGACAUUGCGAGCAUUCAGUGGUACAGCCCGGCUGAAAGUGGCAUACGUGUGAUGCUUGUGGACCCGGAUUUAAGGGCAGAGCAACUGUUGGUUGUUGCAAACAGCUGGGGUCAACCACUUGCCAACGUCACAAACGCAUGGCUGGCAACCGUGAGAGGCGAUGCAGUGAAGUUUAUGCACGUUGAGGACGUGGAGGACCCCAUAAUGCGCGAGGCGCUCAAGCACGUGGACCUUCGCGCCGCUAUCAGCAGUGGCAGCGAUCAGAAUGCCUCCUUUCCUUACGGCGGCUUUGACGGACGGAUCACUGCGAAGCGCAUUGACGUUCAGGGUGGGGUGAAGUUUCUUCUUGUGGUUGUCACCAGUCGCAGCUACUACUUGGGGCCCGUGAUUUUGUACCGCAAUGUUGCGAUUGUGGCGGGUAUUGUGGUGUUGCUGCUGGUGACGGCGGCCUGCGUUGCGUUUGUGGAGUGCUGCUUGGUGAUACCGCUUCGCGCCACACGGGCAGAACUGAAGCUUGCGCUGGGUGGUGCUCCGGUGAGUGCCAGGAGUCGUCGUCGCGCUGUGCUCCGCGAGGUGCGGGAGCUGGAGGAAGUGUGCACCACUUUGCGUUGUCGUCUUGACAAGGUGCGGUUGUACAUGCCUGACCGUUUCAAUGCAAGGGUUGCGGCCGCUGGUUACGGCAGUCCAUUGCGAAUCGAGUGUGGAAUUGAUAAAGCCAGCCUGGACGGGUCAAACAGCGAAGAACUGAAGCGAGUGACGUGCAGCGUCGCCUAUGUGUACUACUCCCCCCGCACUGUCCGCAACCCCACCGACGCCGUUGUGGAGCUGAUGAUGCGGGCGGUGGUAAAGAUUGCCACUGACUGCGGCGGGUGCUUCGAAGUGCAGCGUCCCGACUACUGCGUGAUCAGCUUCGGUGCACAGUUGAGGGGCAAGGAGUUUGCGGCCGAGGCCUUGGAGGCGGUGGAGUUUGCUCGUCGGCUGCGCGAGGAGCUGACGGCGUGCGCGGAACUUGAUGGUCUGUACCGUGUGAUAGUGGAGUCUGGGGUGUUUCUCAGCGGCGUCAUCAGUGGUGGCGGUCGCAGCCACUUUGUGCUGCUCUGUCGCAACCUGCACUACCGACUCGGCGGGUUCCUGCCGCACACAGGCGUUGGGCA